CAGGUGAACGGACUCCUCCGGUUCAGUGAUCUGAAUCUAUUCAAAAGAACGGUCCGUUCAUGAUCCGGACAUCACUGCUGUGCUCCAGGAUGGACCCUCAGGUGAUGUGGACUUUCUAGGGAGCUCUGUCAGCCGAGCCUGGCGAUGACUGGGGUCACGUCUGUCACUUACCCGUCUCCUCCGCUCUCGCCGUUGGAAGGGCUCUUCAUGCAGCUUGAUUGUGAGAGCAGCGGCUACAUCAGCAGUCAGCAGUUCUGGACCCUCCUGCAGAAGCAUGGUCCUGAGCUGGACCCCCACAAGCUGGAUGUCCUGCUGGCCCUAGCACACAGCAAUGCAGAGGGAAAGAUCUGCUACCAGGAUGUCCUGAAUCUGAUAGGCAACAGAAGGUCUGACAGCUUCCGCCGCGCCAUUCUGCAGGGAAACCGACGCCUGUGCAAGAAGACUCUUCUGGAGGAAUCCAGCUUGGAUCUCACGCAGCGCCUGAUCCGCCAUGUUGCCUAUGAGACCCUGCCCCGUGAGAUAGACCGGAAGUGGUUCUAUGACAACUACACGGGGUGCCCCCCUCCCUGGUUCAUGAUCACGGUCACCAUUGUGGAGGUCGCCAUCUUUGUAUAUUAUGGCCUGCUGCUGAACCGCUUCGUCCUGCAAGUGACGCAUUCUCAGUACCUAAAGAAGAAUCCUCUGGUGUACCACCCGCAGCUCAGGGCGCAGGCCUGGCGAUACCUCAGCUACAUAUUCAUGCAUGCCGGGAUAGAGCACCUGGGGGUGAACGUCGUGCUGCAGCUGCUGGUGGGUGUCCCCCUGGAGAUGGUCCACGGGGCGCUGAGGAUCGGCUUUGUGUACGUUGCCGGAGUCCUGGCAGGUUCCCUCGCCGUGUCUGUGGCCGACAUGACAGCUCCGGUGGUGGGAUCAUCGGGGGGAGUCUACGCCAUUGUGUCCGCCCACCUGGCCAAUAUUGUUAUGAACUGGUCCGGGAUGCGCUGUCACUUCAAGCUCCUGCGCAUGUCCUUCGCCUUAAUAUGUAUGAGUCUGGAGUUCGGCAGGGCGGUCUGGCUCCGGUUUUACCCCUCCUCGUACGCCCCGUGCCCUCACCCCAGUUUUGUGGCACACCUGGGAGGAGUUGUGGUGGGGAUCACGCUGGGAGUUGUGAUCCUCAGGAACUUCGAGCAGCGGCUCCGGGAUCGAGCGAUCUGGUGGAUCCUCCUCGGCAGCUUCCUGCUCUUUGUGAUUUUCGCAGUCUUCUGGAACGUGUUUGCAUUCAGCAUGGCCGGUCUGCAGCUACCACCCCCGCCUUAACGGGGGAGGGGGUGACAUGACGAGGCUGACACACAAGGGGCGAUGUCAUGCGAAGAGGCUGACACGGGGUGGGGGGUGUCACACAACGAGGCUGAUACACGCGGGGUCUUCACAAGAUGAGGCUGUCACACAACAAGGCUGACCAUGGGGUGGGGGGGUGUCACACAACAAGGCUGACCACGGGGAGGGGGGGGUUUGGUGGCCCAUGACGAGGCUACACACGGGGGUGUCACAUGAUCUGCAGUCCUGGCGUCUCCUCACUAAAGUGACCUUUGCUGGCCGCCAUCUUGGGAUUCUGUUCAUGUUCUGGACACAGUGUAAAGGAGAAAUCUAAGCUCCACCCCCGAGAACAGCGAUAAGACUCUUGGCGGCCCCUUAUCUCACCUCCCCAGUGCUUCAGUCUCCAUAAACAUAUUUAUUACCAGUUUCAAGAUCUCUGCUUGCUGUCAGGGAAUAGAAACUUACUUGUUUACAUCCAGAAGGUGGAAAAUCCAUCCUGAAUGGGUUGUGCUCACAGCUGAGGAUUUGUUACAGUGUAUCUGUGCAGAUAUAAUGCAUCAGUCUGGAGUCCAUGACACUUGCCUAGACAGGUCACAUUGCAACAAACCCUCAACCGUAAGAGCAGAAAUGGCUCAGAACAGGUUUCCACUCAGUGACAGCAAGCAGGGGUCUUAAGAAAGCAUUAAUUAUUCUAGUUAGGGAUGAGCGAAUCAGCUUCGGGUGAAACAUCC
Bufo gargarizans (Asiatic toad) is the source of this 2027-nucleotide messenger RNA. RefSeq names its product rhomboid-related protein 3-like. Lineage: Eukaryota; Metazoa; Chordata; Amphibia; Anura; Bufonidae. Gene Ontology annotation, cellular component: membrane. Bases 145 to 1296 code for a protein of 383 amino acids. The record is from RefSeq and is a predicted model, not a curated record. The transcript is spliced from 8 exons. Gene Ontology annotation, molecular function: serine-type endopeptidase activity.